AUGCGAAUAACCUUGUCUGCGCACUCUCAAACCCCUGUAGAAUCCAUCGUCACGAAGCCGGAGGCUGCCGAGACCAAGCCUGGAGAGUCUGUUCUCGCCAGUGCGAAGCCUGAGGCCUCUGCGAACGGAGGUCAGCAAAAGGAGGAGGCAGAGGCGAAAAUAAAGGACGAAGCGCCAGGCAAGACUGCUCUGGAGGAGGAGGACACGGCAGCACCAGAGAAGACUGUUUCGCCGGCCAUCUUUCGUCCGAGUCGGGAGAAGACGGUGAAACAGCUCAUCAGUUUCUACUAUUACUGGAAACGGAAGAGCAACUCCCUGAUGCCCUCGGCUUCCGCCUUCACGCAUCACCAUAAUUCUCAUCAUCAUCAACAGCAACAUCAUCAGACGAACACAUCCUCCUUUCGGGGUAGUUGUGUGGAAACCAACUUCAAUACGGGCAUUGGUAGCCGGAAGAAGAGGCCCACUGGACGUGGAGGCGUGCCCUGUAAGUCCCCCCCCGUCUUUUCGGUAUUCUCGCCUCUGUGUGUAUCCACCGAGGUCUGA
This is a messenger RNA of Dibothriocephalus latus, 543 nucleotides long. NCBI's taxonomy places the organism in Eukaryota, Metazoa, Platyhelminthes, Cestoda, Diphyllobothriidea, Diphyllobothriidae. The record is from the annotation of a GenBank genome assembly.